Molecule: messenger RNA, 2636 nt
Organism: Eupeodes corollae
Lineage: Eukaryota; Metazoa; Arthropoda; Insecta; Diptera; Syrphidae
Gene: ND-75
Product: NADH-ubiquinone oxidoreductase 75 kDa subunit, mitochondrial
Exons: 9
Coding region: 136-2340 (734 amino acids)
Biological process (GO): ATP synthesis coupled electron transport
Cellular component (GO): membrane
Molecular function (GO): iron-sulfur cluster binding; NADH dehydrogenase (ubiquinone) activity
Source: RefSeq, a predicted model, not a curated record
UACUUAAUUUGUUUAUAAAUUCUUAAUAGUUUGUUAAGAAACAAAUAAGAUUUCCAUUUUUAAAUAAUUCCCCUCGACAUAUAAAUUAUUCACCUAGUAAAAAUAAUACGCAAAACAAGUCUUAUUUAGAAUAAAAUGUUUCGUGCGCCGCUUGUCAAGGCAUUAGCUGCAGGCUCGGGCUCUCCCGUUCAUCGGGUAGCCAACGUAGCGGCGAUACGUACCAGCGCAGCAGUUGCCCAAACGCCAGCCAAGGCACCCGAGAAGAUCGAAGUGUUUGUUGAUGACAUCCCAGUGAAGGUGUUGCCCGGCACCACUGUUUUGCAAGCUGCAGCUAUGGUUGGUGUUGAAAUUCCAAGAUUCUGCUACCAUGAGCGUUUGGCUGUUGCUGGAAAUUGCCGUAUGUGUUUGGUUGAAGUGGAGAAGAGUCCCAAACCUGUGGCCGCCUGUGCUAUGCCAGUUAUGAAGGGCUGGCGCAUUAAGACCAAUUCCGAUUUAACACGCAAGGCUCGUGAGGGUGUUAUGGAAUUUUUGCUUAUGAAUCAUCCUUUGGAUUGCCCAAUUUGUGAUCAGGGUGGAGAGUGCGACUUGCAAGAUCAAGCUAUGGCUUUUGGAUCAGAUCGUUCUCGUUUUGUUGACAUCAACCACACCGGCAAGAGGGCUGUAGAAGAUAAGGACAUUGGUCCAUUGGUCAAGACUAUCAUGACACGAUGCAUUCACUGCACUCGGUGCAUUCGGUUUGCAUCUGAAAUUGCUGGUGUCGACGAUUUGGGUACAACUGGACGUGGUAAUGACAUGCAAAUCGGAACCUACGUCGAAAAGUUGUUCCUUACUGAAUUGUCUGGAAACGUUAUUGAUUUGUGCCCCGUCGGAGCUUUGACCAAUAAGCCAUACAGCUUCACAGCUCGUCCUUGGGAAAUUCGCAAAAUCAGCAGUAUUGACGUUUUGGAUGCAAUUGGCAGCAACAUCGUUGUAAGCACUCGCACCAAUGAGGUAUUGAGAAUUUUACCCCGCGAAAAUGAAGACAUCAAUGAAGAAUGGUUGGCCGAUAAGUCUCGAUUUGCCUGUGAUGGUUUGAAACGCCAACGCUUAGUAGCUCCAAUGGUUAGAAUGCCAAAUGGUGAGUUGCAAGCAGUUGAAUGGGAAGGUGCAUUGAUCUCUGUGGCCAAGGCACUUCAAAAGGCACCAAAAGGAUCAGUUGCAGCUGUUGUUGGUCAGUUGGCUGAUGUUGAAUCGAUGGUUGCAUUGAAGGAUUUGAUCAAUCGCAUUGGAUCAGAGACACUUUGCACAGAGAAAGGUUUCUGCUCCAAGGGAUCCAGCAUUGAUUUGCGGUCAAAUUACUUGUUGAAUUCAACAAUUGCUGCUUUGGAGGAAGCCGAUGCAGUUCUUUUGGUUGGUACCAAUCCACGUUAUGAGGCCCCACUUCUUAAUACUCGUCUUCGCAAAAGCUAUGUGCAUAAUGAACUCGACCUGGCAUUGAUUGGACCUAAAGUUGAUUUGUCAUACAAACACGAACAUUUGGGAGACGAUGCAAGUUUGAUCACUCAAGUAUGCAACGGAAGUCAUCCAUUCUCGAAGGUUCUUGAGGCCGCCAAGAAGCCAGCUAUCAUAGUUGGUGCUGAUCUAUUGGAGCGUGCCGAUGGUGCUGGAAUCCAUGCCACUAUUCAUUCCUAUGCAAAGAAGUUAAGCAAGCCAGAAUGGAAUGCCUUCAAUGUGUUGCAAACUAAUGCCUCACAGGCCGGAGCUUUGGAUAUUGGUUGUCAGCCAGGUAUUAAUGCAGCUAUCAAAGCUCAACCCAAAGUAUUGUUCUUGCUUGGUGCCGAUGCUGGUGUUGUUAAACGUGAUCAAUUGCCAAAGGAUUGUUUUGUUGUGUAUAUUGGACAUCAUGGUGAUGCUGGUGCAACAAUUGCUGAUGCUGUCUUACCCGGAGCCGCAUACACAGAGAAACAAGCAACUUAUGUGAAUACUGAAGGUCGCGCCCAACAGACACUUGUCGCUGUAUCACCUCCUGGAUAUGCUCGUGAAGAUUGGAAGAUUAUCAGAGCUUUGUCUGAAGUUGUUGGAACCCCCCUCCCCUACGAUACACUUGACGAACUGAGGAACCGCAUUGAAGAUAUCGCCCCACAUCUAAACCGACAUGGAAAACUACAAGGUUCAGCAUUCGGUGCACUUGCCGAACAAUUGGCUGCGCCUAAAUUGAUUGAAAACACAAAGGUUGACAUCAAACAGAAGGUCCUCAAGGACUACUUCAUGACAGAUGCAAUUUCAAGGGCUUCUCCAACAAUGGCCAAGUGCAUAACCGCAGUAAAGAAACAGCAGUCAAAGGUAGCCAUGGCUCAAUAAACAACUCAUGGCGCAAAUUGUUAUUUUUAAAAGAAUUAAUUAAAUUUUCAAAAUACAAUUAUUAAACAAACAAAAACUCUACUCAACAUCAAUGAAUAUUUAUAUUUAAAUAUAUAUUGAAUCUACGAGGCGAUAAUAAUAAUGAGGCACAUCAGAAUCUUCUUCUACCACGCUGCAGACUGAUGUCAUGUUUGUACAUUUAACGAAAACAAAAAUAAGAAAGCAAAUAAAAAAACAGGAACAAUGUUACUUCAAUAAAUUAAAAAUAAAAUACAAACAAAAUUAAGAUCAAGAAA